GAGGCAGCCUGUCAGUCUCUCUGGUAAAACCAGUGCUGCAUGCACUGCUCCCCGGCUUUUGUCUCUGGAACUGAAGACUCACGUCGUCGUACAAGCAGUAAUCCAAAAUGAAGCGAGUUUGGGUGAUAGGUCUUCUCUUUGCACUUUUAGCCUUUGCUGCUGUAAAGGCAGACGAUGAAAUUGACGUCGACGGAACAGUAGAAGAUGAUUUGGGUAAAAGCAGGGAUGGCUCCAGAACAGAUGACGAGGUGGUGCAGAGAGAGGAGGAGGCUAUCCAGCUGGAUGGGUUGAAUGCUGCUCAAAUUAAGGAACUCAGGGAAAAGUCUGAAAAACAUGCCUUCCAGGCUGAAGUCAACCGUAUGAUGAAGCUGAUUAUCAACUCUUUGUACAAGAACAAGGAGAUCUUCCUUAGGGAGUUGAUUUCCAAUGCCUCAGAUGCUCUGGAUAAGAUCCGCUUGUUGUCUCUGACCAAUGAAGAUGCAAUGGCCGCCAAUGAAGAAUUGACCAUCAAAAUAAAGUCCGAUAAGGAGAAGAACAUGCUCCACAUUACUGACACUGGUAUUGGAAUGACCAAGGAGGAGCUCGUAAAGAACUUGGGAACAAUAGCUAAGUCUGGCACCAGCGAGUUCCUCAACAAGAUGACAGAGAUGCAGUCUGAGGGGCAGUCUACUUCAGAGCUGAUUGGACAGUUUGGUGUUGGUUUCUACUCUGCUUUCCUUGUUGCUGACAAGGUCAUUGUGACAUCCAAGCACAAUAAUGACAGCCAGCACAUCUGGGAGUCUGACUCCAAUCAGUUUUCUGUCAUUGAGGACCCUCGUGGAGAAACACUGGGCAGAGGAACCACCAUCACAUUAGUCCUGAAGGAGGAGGCCUCCGACUAUCUGGAGCUGGAGACAAUCAAGAAUCUUGUCAGGAAAUACUCUCAGUUCAUCAACUUCCCCAUCUACGUUUGGGCCAGCAAGACCGAGACGGUUGAAGAGCCCAUCGAGGAAGAUGCCGAGGCAGCAGAGGAAACCGAGAAAGAGACUGCCGAGGACGAGGCUGAGGUUGAGGAAGAGGAGGAAGACAAAGACAAGCCAAAGACAAAGAAGGUUGAGAAGACUGUGUGGGACUGGGAACUGAUGAACGAUAUCAAGCCCAUCUGGCAGAGACCAGCGAAGGAGGUUGAGGAAGACGAGUACAAGGCUUUCUACAAGACCUUCUCAAAGGACAGCGACGACCCUCUGGCUCACAUCCACUUCACAGCUGAGGGUGAGGUUACCUUCAAGUCCAUCCUGUUUGUGCCCACUUCAGCUCCUCGUGGCCUGUUUGAUGAAUAUGGCUCCAAAAAGAAUGAUUACAUCAAGCUGUUUGUCAGAAGAGUUUUCAUCACAGACGACUUCAACGACAUGAUGCCCAAGUACCUGAAUUUCGUCAAGGGAGUGGUUGACUCUGAUGACCUUCCUCUCAAUGUGUCCAGAGAGACUCUGCAGCAGCACAAACUGCUCAAGGUUAUUCGCAAGAAGCUGGUUCGUAAGACUUUGGACAUGAUCAAGAAGAUUGCAGAGGAACAGUACAACGAUAAGUUCUGGAAGGAGUUUGGAACCAACAUCAAGCUGGGUGUCAUUGAGGAUCACUCCAACAGGACCCGUCUUGCCAAGCUGCUGCGCUUCCAGACCUCCAACAGUGACACAGAGCUCGCCAGCCUGGAGCAGUAUGUUGAGCGCAUGAAGGAGAAGCAGGACAAGAUCUACUUCAUGGCUGGUACCAGCAGGAAGGAGGCUGAGUCUUCUCCCUUCGUAGAGAGGCUGCUGAAGAAGGGCUAUGAGGUGAUCUACCUGACAGAGCCUGUCGAUGAGUACUGCAUCCAGGCACUGCCCGAGUUUGAUGGAAAACGCUUCCAGAACGUGGCGAAGGAGGGUGUCAAAUUUGAUGAGAGUGACAAGGCCAAGGAGAAGAGGGAAGCCCUGGAGAAGGAGUAUGAGCCUCUCACCACUUGGCUGAAGGACAAAGCUCUGAAAGACAAGAUUGAGAAGGCUGUGCUGUCUCAGAGGCUAACCAACUCACCUUGCGCUUUGGUUGCCAGCCAGUACGGCUGGUCAGGAAACAUGGAGAGGAUCAUGAAGGCACAAGCUUACCAGACAGGAAAAGACAUUUCCACAAAUUACUAUGCCAGCCAGAAGAAAACACUAGAACUCAACCCCAAACAUCCUCUCAUCAAGCAGAUGCUUAGCAGAGUCAAUACUGAUGCUGAGGACCAGACUGCAUCAGACCUGGCUGUGGUUCUGUUUGAGACGGCCACACUGCGCUCAGGCUACCAGCUGGCUGACACCAAAGCUUAUGGAGACAGGAUAGAGCGUAUGCUCCGACUCAGCAUGAAUGUAGGCCUGGACGAACAGAUUGAAGAAGAGCCAGAGGAGGAGCCAGAAGAACCAGCAGAGGACGACUCUGAAGAUAAAGAGGAAAUUGUAGAUGAGGAUGAUGAUGAAGAAACGGCACCAACAGACAGGGAUGAACUGUGAAGCACUGAAUAGAAGAAGCGCGUAACAUUGGAGCUGUUCUCGAGUCUUGCUCCAGUACCACCGUGGUCGAUGUUAUCCUGGGUUGGGGUUUUUUAAGGCGAACAUUGUUUGUUUUUGUUUUUUUUUUUAUUACAUUCCUCAUGACUGUAAAUUUGUUAAUAUUUAACUGACCUGUUUAUGGAAAGAUGCGAUCCUGUCUAUUGAUCAAAUAAAUGUUUCCUGGAAAAACGA
This is a messenger RNA of Stegastes partitus (bicolor damselfish), 2732 nucleotides long. It is a transcript of the gene hsp90b1, whose product is annotated as heat shock protein 90, beta (grp94), member 1. Gene Ontology annotation, biological process: protein folding. The record is from RefSeq and is a predicted model, not a curated record. Gene Ontology annotation, molecular function: ATP hydrolysis activity; ATP-dependent protein folding chaperone; ATP binding. NCBI's taxonomy places the organism in Eukaryota, Metazoa, Chordata, Actinopteri, Pomacentridae. The transcript has 18 exons. The coding region runs from base 108 to 2501 and encodes 797 amino acids.